AUGAAACGAGGAUUAGAAACAGUAAAACGUGAACAUGGACGAAAAAAAUUAUCUGGCGGUAAAACAAUUGGUGUUCAUAAUAUACUUCGAUUACAAAUGGCAUUUCCCUUCACCAUUCGAAAAUCAAAGCAUGAUCUGGAUUUAUUAUUUAAAGGAUCUUGGGCAAUAUUUUGGCACAAAUACUCGACCAAUGAUGAUCCUCAUCAUGAUUAUUGCAGAGAUAUUUUCAAUGUCAUGUAUGGUUAUCGUGGUUAUUAUACUGAUCAAUCAAUGAUACAUUUUGACAACAAUCGACUGCAUACAGAAACAAAAGAAAACAACAGAAAAAGAAGAAAAGCAGCUGCUCGUGUUUUGAUUCAAAAUGAUGAUGAAGAAGAGAACAAUGAUACAAUAAUUAAUCGUGUUGAUCAAAUAGAUGAUGAUUAUAAUGAUACAAAUCCUGUGACCGAAGCAUCAUCUGAGGACAAUGAUACAACAACUGAUAGUGACGAACAUGUUACUGAUGAUAAUGAUACAAUAUCUAGUAAUGAUCAGUCAUUAGAUGAUGAUUAUGGUUAUUAUAAUCCCAAAGAUAAAAGAACAUGGAUAGAAGAACAAUAUGUAACUUUUUAUAAAGCUUUUUUGUUGUAA
This is a messenger RNA of Rotaria sp. Silwood2, 630 nucleotides long. NCBI's taxonomy places the organism in Eukaryota, Metazoa, Rotifera, Eurotatoria, Philodinida, Philodinidae. The record is from the annotation of a GenBank genome assembly.